Phalacrocorax carbo (great cormorant) is the source of this 7754-nucleotide messenger RNA. The record is from RefSeq and is a predicted model, not a curated record. Lineage: Eukaryota; Metazoa; Chordata; Aves; Suliformes; Phalacrocoracidae.
CCGCAGCGGGCGGGAGGCCUAUGGGGGCGCGGCGGCGCGGCCGGAGCGCCGGCAGCCCCUCCCCGCCGCUGCCUGCGGGAGUGGGAAUAAAGACAGAUAGCGGGGCAGGCACCGGCCGGGCGGGGAGGGAGAGCGCCGAAAGUUUGCUGCGGAGCCGGCGGGCGGCGGCGGCGAUGCCCGUGGUGCGCGGAGCGCUGGGGCUGGGCGGGCGCCGCCGGCCUUAGGGGGGAGCAGAGCGGCGAGGCCCCCCACCUCCCCCCCCACCCCCCGGCAGCGAGGAGCCCCCCGGCCCGGCCUCCCUCCCCUCCGGGCGGCGAGCAGGAAGCGCCCCGGGCAGGGACGGGAAAGCGGCGGCGGCCGGAGCGCGGGGAAGGGGGAGCGGCACGGCGGGGAGAGCCGCCGCCGGCAGAGCCCGGGGCGGGGGAAAGAUGAGCUUGUUGUCAGCCAUCGACACCAGCGCCGCGUCCGUCUACCAGCCCGCCCAGCUCCUCAACUGGGUCUAUCUCUCGCUGCAAGACACGCACCAGGCCAGCGCCUUCGAUGCCUUCAGACCCGAGCCCUCCUCCUCCCAGCACCCCGACCUCGGCUAUACCAAGAGCACCCCGGAGCUGGGCUCCUCGCUCAGCUCCAGCUAUCUCAACAGCUUCUUCCAGCUCCAGCGGAGCGAGGCUCUGAGCAGCAGUCUCUACAAGAGUGCAUCGCCUUAUGGCUCUCUUAAUAACAUUGUGGAUGGGUUAAGCUCCCUCACCGAGCAUUUCUCUGACCUAUCCCUUUCUUCAGAAGCCAGAAAACCCAGCAAGAGGCCACCUCCUAACUACCUGUGCCACCUCUGCUUUAACAAGGGACACUACAUCAAAGACUGCCCACAGGCUCGUCCAAAAGGAGAAGGCCUGACUCCAUACCAGGGCAAGAAACGCUGCUUCGGUGAAUAUAAGUGCCCCAAAUGCAAGAGAAAAUGGAUGAGUGGAAACUCCUGGGCUAACAUGGGACAAGAAUGUAUCAAGUGCCACAUUAAUGUUUAUCCUCACAAACAGAGACCCCUGGAAAAGCCGGACGGCCUGGAUGUUUCGGAUCAGAGCAAAGAACAUCCCCAGCACCUGUGUGAGAAGUGCAAAGUUUUGGGCUACUACUGCCGCCGUGUGCAAUAAACCUUCCAAGUGGCCUCUUCCCGUCCCCAUCAUCCUUAAAGAUCCUCUGGCAGCACACGAUCAACAGCAACACAACAAAUCAAGAUAAAAGCUAAAAUAAUUGCCAAUAUUGCCUAUAUAAUAAUAUGCCUUACCAUUAAUAGAAUGUAACAUUUCUCCUGUGCGUGCGCACGCAUGCAACAGGUAUUUACAGGACUAUGAUUUGUAUACAUACAUAUAUAUGUAAAUUUAUAUAUAUAUGUACACACACAUAUAUAAAGCGUUACCGAUGGUGUUCACAACAGAACCGCGGUUGCAGGUUCUGCUGAUUGUUUACACAGACCCUAUAUCAUGGCCAGGUGAAAUGAAGUACUAUUCAAUAGGCAAGGUAUAAUAUUCACAAGGAAUAUAUGUUAUAUGUCUGGCUUUUGCAGAGGUUAAAUAGUUGUGGGGCCACUAAUUGCAAGCACUCGCCCACGACGUGAACGCUAUUCCUAUUAUAUGACAAGACAAAGGAAGAUGAGACAAGCCACAGCAUAAAAGAAGGAAAAUUAUUGUUUUCCCGGUUUUAGAAAGUCUGAGAAUUUUGUGCUGCUGCUUUCUUGGACUUUUUCUAUUUGUUACCAUCGCUUGGGCAGGGCUUAGGCAAAAUCAUUUUUUGCAGGACGUGGCAAAAAAAAAGUGAAUAAUUGUUUGAGGGUGUGGGUUGGGUAGAAAGGGAAUGCCAUAAUGGGACCCAGAGCACCAGGAAGGAUUCCAAGAGGUUUUUUGGAGGAGACAAAAUUGGCUUGCUUGUGCGACUACCAGAUCCUUCUCUUGUCAUAUAAUCCCGCUGAAAUGGUCCCUGUACGUGUAUGGGCUGUUCAUUAGGCCACGAGCACACUAAAUUUACUGUGAAUAAGGGGGGAUAAGAAUACUUAAAACUGCCCCUGAAACCCUUAAUUGAAAGAUUAGCCAAACUUACUGUUUAUAAUAGUUUUAAAGCCACUUUCUGGAAAUAUUUUUAUGUCCUGUUUUCUACUGUACAAAUUUGUAAUAGCAUAAAACCUGUUAGCCAUAGGGGUGUUAUGAGGCAUGGAGAACCCUCUAUAUAACCUUCCCUCUUUAUGUCUUCCUAAAACACCUACAUACCUGAGGAGAAAUGUAGGAGUUAACUUUUGUUGUCCCAUUUCAGGUAGAACUUUGUGCAGGAGCAUCCUGCUGCAAAGAAAUAUCUCAUCAGGGAUUGGGAAAUAUCAUGAACUGAAAGUACCUCGAGACAGUAUCCUGUUUGUUUGCCUACGUAAGAGUACAUUGGCGAAAGGACACAACGAGCAAUUCACUUGCAUUAUUCACUAAAAAAAUUACAGGGAUUAUGUUUGUUUGGUUUUUUUGUUUUGUUUUUUUAAUCAACAACUUCUAUUUUUAUGAAGUUUCCUUUAGAGAGAUUGAUUUGUGUGAAUGAUACUUAGUGGGAGUACUUUAAAUCCUAAAUAACUUGAUGUGAAUUAAAUUUGUUUUGAGGAUUAAUUCCAUAACGCUAAGACAGAGGGGGGGUUUAUGCCAAGUUAUAGCAGGAUGUUACCGGUAUGGACAGUCAAGCUCUUGUAAAGCAAAUUGAAAUCUUACAGUGAGCAUUCAUAGAGGAAAUGGGAAGCUCUUUAUGAAUUCGCUGUAGGGUGAAACUUUUGCCAUUUCUUUGCUUUGCUAUAAGCAGGGAAAAAUUGUUCCUGCUUAUUCUGGCGGUAAUGUAACAUACAUAUCUCACCAACCGCAUUAUUUAUGGGUAGCCCAAGUGAUCCAGCCUAGUAGUUGGAGCAACGGAUAAAUGUUGGGACUCCUGGCUUCUGACCACAGUUCUCCCAUUAGCUCCCUGAUUUUGGGCAAGUCACAAGAUCCUUCUGGACCUCAGUUUCCCCAACUGCAAAAUGGGGAUAAUAAUACUUUAGUAUAGCUACCUCACAGGAGAGUUGUGAGGCUUACUUAAUAUCUAUAGGUGUUUUGACAUCACUGGAUGAAAAGCGCUAUGUAAUGCUAAAAUACUAUUAACUAAAUUAAUCACUUUGAAACCAGUUUUGCCCGGUUGGCAAUUCCAUCAACUGAAAUAGCUGAAAAUAAUAUUAUUGGAAGUUAACACUAAUAACAGUUCAGUUGCCUCAGUGAAGAUAAGCAGUUUGUGCAAAAGGAAGUGUUUCCGCUUGAAAAUGCUAAGACUCAGAAAUUACCUUAGAGACAAAUUCUCUGAAAAAAGAUACUAAUCUGCCAAUACAAAUAAAAAUAAGAAAAUACACAGGCAAAUCUCGGGGUGGAUUUUCAAAGCUUGACUGCUAGUAUUAAUCUCAAUAGUUUGUUUCAAGCAUGAGUACUUUUGAAAGAGCCGCAUGCUAAACCAGAUCUAUUUUUUUCCUCUUGAGCACUUAAUAGUACAUGAACAAAAUAAUCACCUUGAUGCUUCACAUCCAGCUAAAGGGCACGUAGAGAAGCCCCCUGAGAUGAAGAUAAGGGAAGAUGUUAUUUAUUUUCUCCCUGAAACUUAAGAUGUUGCUAUCAACCAUUUUAUGUGUUGAAGUAAUUUUAAUCUUAUGAUAACCACUAGAUCACUAAAACAGCACAUCCCAUGAUUUAAAUAUGUCAAUAUACAACACACCACCAGGUUCUGAACAAAGACCAACUGCAAGAUACCAUUACAUGCAAUUGUUGCUAUUUUCAUGACAGUGCCCAGUUAAAAAUUAUUUAUCCAGAUUCAACACUGCAUGGCAAUGCCUUUAGCUUAUGGAUUUUUUAGGUUGUGCUUUAAAGUAAGGUUCCUAAAAAUACACGUGAUCGACUUUAAAACAAUUAAUGUCCGUAGCCGUAGAAUAGUAAUUCUUAAAAGCAUACUUACAAGAAUUCUAUAUUUAUAUCAUUGAUAUUUUCCUAGGCAGAACACACACAAAGUAUUUAAGUAAUUGUUAGCAUAUUUGAAGUAACGAGGAGGAGAAGAGAUUUCCUCCUGCACUUACGUAGGGAAAAUGCAAAUAAAGAACAAAAUGCACAGGAAGGCAAGAAACAACACUGCCGUAGUUUGUACUGCCUAACUCUUAGACUGCAAAUCUGCCCGGGCGCGGGAUGCGGAUGCGAUCAGGUCCUGGGCACCCCAGGGCUGGAAGCAGCCUGCUUGCCUUGCCAUCCCUGCCAAAAGCAGGGUGGGGAGGGGGAGUGACCUGGGGUCCCCGGGGAGCAGCCACCACCCUCCCUCCCCUGCAGCCGUGGGGCUGAACUCCGCCUUCCCCCCAGCCCUGUGAGGACACCCCCUUGUUUUCUCGCCUCCCUAACAAGGUGGUGCGUGGGGAAGGCAGCAGCGCCAGGCUCGCGCGAGGGGAGCAUUCCUCUGUCCCUCCAGGCGUGAGGUUUGCUCGUAGGAUUGCAGCACUGGGCCCUGGGCAUUUGGUCUGUGCUUGUCUGUCUAUAGUUUGUGGGUUGCUGGAAAAACACAUCUGCAUAAAUAAGGUACAAUAGCUAUGACCAUUGGCUUUUAGUUAACGGCACAGAAGGGAAAUGUCUGAAUUCUGAUUUUUAAAAAAGGGAAAAAAAACCACCAUUGAUUACAAAAUGUAGAUUUCUUCUCUUUCCCCGCCCCGCCCAAAGGUAAUUCACCUCGAGACCUAACUCUUUCCAAAUUGGAAAAAACUUAAAAAUUCAGAUUUUUGACUGGAAAGAGGAUGAGUUGAUUUACCUCUUAGAUUUUUCUGAAUGCUUUCUGAUGUUCUCUUUAACCAGCUCUGCAUUUAGAGCAUCAGCUAGUAAUCCUCGAAGGCAUUUUUAGACAGUCCUACUAGAAGCAAAGCAAACAUCAGUAAGGAGUUAUAAAUCAACGCAGGCUUCCCUGGCUUGAGUAUUCUUCAGGGCUCUACCUGAGAGAAAUUUGGCUCUAUGCAUUUAUUUGGCAAACCGGAUUUUUAACCUCAGGUGCUUGCUGUUGCCUGCCUGCCUACCAAAUCCAUCCAGCACUUUUUUUUUCUUUUCCCCCCUCUUUGGAGAUUUUUAAAUUUUCAUUUCUUUCUUAAAAAAAAACAACUAAACACAAUUUGUUUCCUCAGUCGGUCAGAACAUUUCACACGGAAUUUGUCCUUGGCAUUGGCACUGCUCUGGAGAAAAGUAUCAGUGAUUUGAAAUGUGUGGUGUAGGUUUUUCGCUGCUUUAAUUUGACGCGGCUCCAGUGAAGUUGUUAUGAAUACUUCAUUUAAUAGUAAUGAAGAAAAAUCCCUGUAGUUUAAAGGAUAGCCCCAUUUUAGCCAGUUUCUACUGCUGCUACCACAGACCUAAAAUGAUGCCACGCAAGCAAAGUUUGAGGCCUUUUCGUCUCAAAGUUGCUUUUUAAUUUCAGAUAAAUACACAAGAGUAUAUAUUAUUUCUGAAAAUAGGUGUAUUUUGAAGUUCCCCAUUAUAUGGGACUUAGUUUGUAAACUAAAAAUGUGAAGUUACGUAUGUCUGAGAGAAGCCUUAUACCGAGAAGUAUUCUCUACAUUAUUACCUUUUUAUAUAACAUGAAAUUUAGAUUAUCCACAGGUUGCACACCUGUGAUGCUCUAGCAGUUACUCCAAAAAUAAAACUACUUAAAACAUUAAAAGUUAAGAGCCUUUGGAAAUGUCAGACUUCAUAGAUUAGUCCUCUCCGCCCUGCAGUCACGCAGAAUUUUUUUUUUCUAGUAUCGAUCCCAAGGGUUGCCCGCUGAACAGAAUGCAAUAGAUCGCCCCACGUGUUCCAAGUUAAGUGAAUUGACGUACAUUUUCCAUUUGCCUUUGCCAACACAUUUUAAAAUGUGAUGGAACUAUCCCCAUAGAACAAAAAUCAUUCUUUAAGUUAUCACUCCACUCCCGACUGGGCUUCAACCUGUAUCUCUUUCCUGUCAGCAAAACCACUGCUGUGCGUUCAGUUUGCUAUAUUGCUGAAGUGCUCAGAGGGCUGUUUGAGACCUUAGAUAUAGGGAUGAUGGUUUGUGUUUCUAGGAUGAAUUUCAAAGGGACAAUCGUGUGCAGUUACUAGCUAUAGAAGAUUGAUAUAAAUGUUUACCCCUGUAUGAAGUAUUUUACAGUUUUACUUGCAGAUGUGUAUUUAUCUUGAGUUAUACUUGACAUAGAGUUUCUUUCAAUUUUUUUUUUUUAAUACUAUGUGUGUAUUUUGGAAACCUUUUUAGAUGUUAAAAUUUUUGAAUGGUUACAAAUAUUUCUUGUAAUACUGAAUUGUUAUCUUAUCUGGAAACUCUUUGCAGUAACUUUUUUGUAUAUAUUUGAGGGCCUUUUUAAAAAAAAAGUAUUGUUUGUUUUUUGAGGAAAAGUUUUUACAAUUUGGAAGCUUUCAGAAGGGCCUUCCUCUCAACUAGGAUACUAACAGAGGUAAGAGUUUUCUUAAGUAUUUUGCAGAACUAAGGAUGUAUCCUCAAGAAAAUAUUUAUGGAAGUAAUUUACUUUUUUUUUUACAAUGCUUUUGUCUGUAUAAAGUAUGCAACAGAACUACAUUAAGAAGGAAAUAUUGUCUACAUAAAAUAUUAUAUGAAAGUUGGUACAUAAUUCUGACAAAAAACCUUGCAAUUCUUUAAGCCAUAUUGUUUUUUGUUAUCCUUGGAUGAAAAUAUCAGUAUUAAGUAACCAAUGUAUUAUUCAAGUGCUUAGACUUAUAUGAAAAUGCUUAUACAGUUUAUUUAUGUGUAUUUGGGGAAGGAUUGCUAGAAAAAGCUAUCACUAGACAUAUAGCAAGUGAGGAGCAAUUAACAGUAUACUGUCACUUUAUGGCCUUGUGAGAGACACAGAAGAUGCUGACAGCACCGUUGAAACCCGGCUUUCAGAAACUCCGAAGCACAAGCGUUGGGUUUCAAACGGUGGUUCUUUCCUGUCCCGCAACCAGAGGGGAAGAGUUGGUUGGGACGCUGUGUGACAACUUGACUUUCACAACUCUUUGCAGACUGUGAGCUCAGCUAUGCAGUAUCGGCUACAGCAAUAAUAUCAGUCAAAGGAUGUAAGAGAAGGAUUGAAGUAGAUUAUUGUAGGGGUUUAUGUUUAUUUUAAUUAGAACUCAUAGCAAUAUAGGAUAUGCAUGUGCACGUAUUUGAAGCAUUUUUACACUUUACAUUUCAUGUAGUUUGAUUAUAUUAUGAAGGAUUGGGUUUUAGUUUGAUAUUUUACCAUGCUAAAAUGGGAGUUCUGCCCAACCCUGUACUGGAUUCUUGUUUCCUUUAAAAGGUUAUUUAGUACAGCGCUCACUGCGUUGUGUACUAGUACUAAAACUAACACUGUAUCUUAUGAACUUCUUCAGCUUUAAAAAAAUUAACCUAAUUAUUAUUACACUUGUUUAGCUGUACCCACUGACCUUGUCAGAUUCAGUUGGCAAUUUGUAUAAUUUCUUUUUCUUUAACUGUUAAUAAACUUGUACAGCUAAAACAAACAAAACCUAUGGACAAAGGCCUCAGAGGUACCAGUUCUGCUUCAGCAAGCAAGAUGACAGCUUGCUCAUCUGGUGACUGUGUUGCUGAAGAGACUGUAAAACCUCUGUUGUGGAUCGUCCAUAAAAUGGCAUUCCGACAUGUGCCUUAUUUGCUGGAUAGUAUGCAGCUUUCCUCUAGUAUUCUAGCAUUUUAAUGCUGUAUUAAAGUACUGCAAAAAAACCCAGAAA